Molecule: messenger RNA, 528 nt
Organism: Nicotiana tabacum (common tobacco)
Lineage: Eukaryota; Viridiplantae; Streptophyta; Magnoliopsida; Solanales; Solanaceae
Source: RefSeq, a predicted model, not a curated record
AUGGAAUUCUUUCAGAGUUGGCAGAUUAAAAGGAUAACUUUAGCACCUUAUCAUUCUGUGGCUGAUGGACAAGCUGAAUCCACGAACAAGGUUAUUAUUAAUAACUUGAAGAAAAGAUUAGAGGAGUCAAAAGCAAAAACAUGUACGGGAGAGACUCCAUUCUUCCUUGUGUAUGGUGUCAAAGCCUCAAUUCUAGUUGAAAUAGGAGAACCAAGUAUGAGGUACAUCCAAGCAACCGAAGAAUCAAAUGAUGAAGAGAUGCGAGUAAAUCUCGAUUUGCUUGAAGAAAGAAGAGAAACAACUCUAAUAAGGAUGGCAGCGCAGAAGCAAAUUAUUGAGAGAUAUCACGAUCGGAAAGCUCAUCUUAGAGGGUGGUUAAUUUGUGGCACUUUGGUGAUUUGUCCAUACAACACAAGGUCAAAAAACAAGGAAGCCAUAACUAGCAAAGACUUGGAUACAGGAGUUGUCGACCCCUCGAGGGAGAUUGUGGAGUCGGAAUCUGAAUUGAAAGAGGGGUCCAAAGGCUGA